Saccostrea cuccullata (small rock oyster) is the source of this 2744-nucleotide messenger RNA. RefSeq lists its product as uncharacterized. NCBI's taxonomy places the organism in Eukaryota, Metazoa, Mollusca, Bivalvia, Ostreida, Ostreidae. Bases 1 to 1509 code for a protein of 502 amino acids. The record is from RefSeq and is a predicted model, not a curated record. The transcript has 4 exons.
AUGGUAAUACAAUGCGUCGUUUUUAAAUGUUCUAACAGACAAGGAAGUAAAACCAAAGAGAAAGGUGUGAGUUUUUUUCGCUUCCCUAAAGACAGGAAGAAGAGAGCAGCUUGGAUUGGGGCCAUCAAUAGAGAUAACUGGUCUCCAAAUGAGUACAGCAGGGUUUGUUCCGAACAUUUUGUGGAAUCAUGGCACAGUGACGACCCUGCAGAUGAGAACUAUCGUCCAACCUUAUUUAAAUAUAAAAUAAAGCCAAAGUCGAAGUCGGAGACUGCCCGCAAUGCCAGACAUAGCAAAAGAAAUUUACUUCAGGAGUUAAAUGAGCAAGAGGAAAGAGAAACACAGACUCUACAGCAGCAUCUCAGGUUUAGCUUGUUUUCUCACAGCUAUUGUCACCAAGGAACAACAAAUGAAGAUAUCCCACCUUUUACAGACAGCUCUUGCAUAGAUUUACCUGUAGAUGAUGUUAACAUCAAGACUUUCAAAGAGAAAGGUAUGCAGUGUGACACUGACCCUUUGAUGGCAGAAAAUGACUCAUUAAAGAAACAGGUGAAAGACCUCCAAAUAGAAGUGAAGAAACAUAAAUGGAGUUUCCAGAAAAUUACAGAUGAUGAUUCCAAGACCCGCUUUUAUACUGGACUUCCAACAUUUGCUGUAUUCAUGUGGCUAUUCAGCUUUCUAAAACCAAAGGCAGAGAAAAUGAAGUAUUGGCUAGGGACAAGCACAGAUAUUUCUUCUGACCGCAAGAGAGCAUCAGCAGGGGCAUUGGAUUACAUCGAUCAGAUGUUUGCAGUUCUUAUUAGACUGAAGGUUGGACUCUUGACCAGCGAUAUUGCUGAACGAUUUCAAAUUUCAGAGGGUACUUUUUCAAAAUAUUUUUCUACAUGGAUCUGUCUACUGUGGCAAGAAUUGAAAUGUUUAAACCCUUUCCCGUCUCGAGAUAUUAUUCAAAGAACUAUGCCAUCUUCAUUUAAAAUCAGAUAUCCUUCAGUUCGAGUUAUCAUAGAUUGUACAGAAAUUUUUAUACAAAAAUCAUCUCGUCUUGACACCCAAAGUUUAACUUUUUCAAAUUACAAGCACCAUACCACUGCCAAAUUUUUGAUUGGUAUUAGUCCAUCUGGAGUUAUAACAUUUGUAUCUGAAGGUUGGCCUGGAAAAACAUCUGAUAGAGAACUCACAAUAUCUUCAGGUUUAAUUGAAUUGUUAGAUGAAAAUGAUAGUGUUAUGGCUGAUAAAGGUUUUACCAUUAGGGAUUUGUUGGAGAAAAAGAAAUGCAAGUUAAACAUUCCACCCUUUAGAGGAAGUGCACCACAGUUCUCUACGGAUGAAGUUUUUGAAACCCAAGAUAUCGCUUCUCUGCGUAUUCAUGUUGAGAGAAGCAUAGGCAGAGUAAAGAAUUUUCAUAUCUUUGAUGGUGUUAUGCCACUUACUCUUAAGCCUCUUUUGACCAAAAUGUUUCAAGUUGUAUGUUGGCUCACAAAUCUUGAUGUUCCUCUGGUAAAUAACUAAUUUGUCAUUGCUAUAUACAAUGUAUAACAAAAUUCAAUGUAUCAAAUUUUAAUUGGAAUACACUUAGUCUAGAUAUAUGAUGUAUAUUCAUUUUAGAUAUUGACAACAAUUUUCACACUAAUAUAAAAUUUUUCUCAAGACAGCUUGUCAUUGAAUUAUUAAAUUGUAACUUUCACACAAAGAAAGAAGAUUCCUCACAAAAUAUGAGGCAUCUUGCCAGGCAUUCCUACAAUGGAGAUAUCAGAGUAGACUAGAGUAUCCUGUAAUUAUUUUGAAAAUCUCUUGAAUUGCCAAUUUCACAAUUUGUGUUACUUUUAAAGAUAUUUUGAAAAUAGUUAAGAAAUCACUCAUACAUGUUAACAUUAUUUGGUAUCAUAAGUAAUGUAACCAGUAUUUAAUAUUUUCUUCUAUAAACUGAAUGAGAUGUCUAAAGGGGAGCAACUCUUCAAUUUUAAUUUUUGCAUAACAAUGUUAUAAAAAGGCUUUCAGUAUACAUAUGUAUUUGUAUAAUGUUCUUACAAAAAGGUUCAUCCACCGCCUGUAUAUCCUAACCUGUACAAAAAACCAUAAUAAAAGCUAUGUUUUAUAAACUAUAUAAUUCAAGAGAGCCUUAUCAACCUAUUGAUAUUAUCUGGAAAUUCUUUGAUGUACACAAAAUAAUGUCCAUUUCUCUAUUGGUUCUGAAGUACCUAUUGUGAGAAAAAUCUUAUGAUUGAAAUGAUGCCUUUAAAUCAUUUUGUAUUUUAAAAUGGAAAAGCCCAAUGAAUUACAUGCCAUUGGAUGGCAUUGGUUUCUGGAAUGAAAUGUUAAAAAUUACACAAAACAAAAUUUUUAGAAUACAUUUUGACAUAAUAUAAACUUGCAAUUGGUGUUGCUGGUUGUUAUAAUUCCAAAUGAUUGAAUUACUGUGUUCAAAAUAUUUUGAGUAUAGGAGGUUUUGUUUAUAUUUAAGGUACCUAAAAAAUGUUCUACACAAAAAUUAUGGAUUAAUCAUACUGACAGAGAGUAAAAUUUAAAAGGUCAUAAAACUCAAUUUUUCUUUAAAUUAUUUUUGUGUUAUAUGUUGAUCUCAUUUAUACUUUUAGCAGAUACCAUAUGUUUUGAACAGUAUACUACAUACUCAUGCAGUCUAUGAAGUUGAACAGAUUUAAAUGUAUGAAAAUAAAUAAUAUUUUGUUCUUUUAAAUCAAAUUUGAAUUUAUGUUACAAAAAAAUCCAUAACAGCAAGGAAUGUG